Messenger RNA from Mercurialis annua (annual mercury), 1473 nucleotides. Its product is annotated as 26S proteasome non-ATPase regulatory subunit 13 homolog A. NCBI's taxonomy places the organism in Eukaryota, Viridiplantae, Streptophyta, Magnoliopsida, Malpighiales, Euphorbiaceae. Gene Ontology annotation, biological process: ubiquitin-dependent protein catabolic process. The record is from RefSeq and is a predicted model, not a curated record. Gene Ontology annotation, cellular component: proteasome regulatory particle, lid subcomplex; nucleus; cytosol. The transcript has 6 exons. Gene Ontology annotation, molecular function: structural molecule activity. Bases 59 to 1219 code for a protein of 386 amino acids.
AGACAGAGAGGAGCAUAAUAGAAGCAGAGUUGGAAAAGAAGAGAAAACACAAACAGCAAUGGCCGCUCUACAGUAUUUGGAGUCACUGAGAAAUACGCAACCGGAACUGGCGGAAUGGUACAAUUCGCUUGCAGAUCUGUAUCAGAAGAAGCUCUGGCAUCAGCUCACUCUCAAGCUCGACCAAUUCGUUGCUCUUGCUGUCUUCCAGACUGGUGAUGCUCUGAUACAGUUAUAUCAAAAUUUCAUCUCUGAUUUUGAGACCAAAAUAAAUCUUCUCAAGCUUGCGCACUUUGCUGUCAUAGUAUCUCGGCAGUAUAAAGAGAAAGAAGCUGCCAUCGCUUAUCUUGAAGGAGUAAUUGAAAAGCUUGUAGCAACUCGAGAGUUACGCAUCGAUGAACCCAUUCUUUACAUUAAGAUGCAAUUAGCUAUCUUGAAGCUAGAGCAAGGAGAUCAAAAGGAGUGCAAGAAACUUCUAGAAGAUGGAAAGAGUACACUAGAGAGCAUGACUGAUAUUGAUCCAUCAGUAUAUGCCAGUUAUUAUUGGGUUGCAUCUCAGUACUAUAAAUACCGUCAAGAGUUUGCCGAGUUCUACAAAAGCGCUCUUCUUUAUCUUGCCUAUACAUCAGUGGAGUCCCUCUCAGAUUCGUUCAAGCUGGAUUUGGCAUUUGAUCUUUCCCUCUCUGCGCUUUUGGGAGAUAAUAUCUACAACUUUGGAGAACUGCUUGCUCAUCCAAUUAUUAAGAGUCUUUUGGGAACACAAGUCGAGUGGCUCUACUAUAUCCUUCAGGCAUUCAACUCCGGUGAUCUAGUUCGCUACCAAGAAUUGUGCCGCGUGCACACUGCAUCUUUGAGGGCACAGCCAGCACUAGUUGAGAAUGAGCAGAAGCUGUUGGAAAAGAUCAAUAUUCUCUGCCUGAUGGAAAUCAUUUUUAGCCGUUCUUCUGAAGAUAGAACUAUUCCACUAACUGCCAUUGCUGAGCGCACAAAGCUUUCUGUUGAGGCUGUGGAGCAUCUCCUUAUGAAGAGUCUUUCUGUCCAUCUUAUCGAGGGCAUAAUCGAUCAAGUUGAGGGAACAGUUCAUGUUUCAUGGGUGCAACCAAGAGUUCUGGGGAUUCCACAGAUUGAAUCCUUGCGAGAUCGACUGGAUAGUUGGCUGGAGAAAGUACACACGGCAUUAGUAUCGAUCGAAUCUGAAACACCAGAUCUGGUUGCGUUGUGAUUUUUCUGACUUUGGGUUGCUUUCCUUAUGUUCUCAAUCUCCUUUCUUUCUUCUCCGAAAAGGGAAAAAUGGUAGGCAGCAUAGUGGGGAGAGACGCUAUAGCCAGUCAUUUGGGAAGUUGCUGCUUAUUAAUAUUGUAGAAUCCUUUUCCUGCGUCAUUUUUUGAAAAAGAAGCAGCUAUGUACUCUCUUUAAAUUUGUCAUUGCGGAGAUGGGAACAGAAAAACAGGUUAAUCUUACGUUAUUUCUUUUUCA